UGAGGUUAUGUCUAUUUGUUUUGAUAUGACACACACUUUCAAUGGUGAGCCGUAGUUAUUUGUUAAAAUCAUGAGGCUGCUAAAUAUUAACGGCUUUCACUAUAAAAAUGUGCCUUUAAGGCUAUUAAGUUGUAAAUAUACCAUUGCAACAUUCGGUAAAAAUAUCUCAACAGCUUCGAUUGAGAGUGAACAUGGAAACAGUGAGAGUAAACAAGCUGAUUUUAUUGAAACAAGACUUAAUUUGUGGCACAAGCUGAAAGCUGAAUAUGAUGAAAGUUUGAAAACGAAACAAAGUAAACCAAUUAAAAUUGGCGUUCAACAUGGUCAAGUGUACGAAGGUGGUGUUUCGUGGCGUAGUACACCAUAUGAGAUUUUCCGGGAAAUCAACAAACAUGCACUUAAACACGCAAUCGUAGCCAGAGUGAACAACGAAUUGUGGGACUUGAAUCGACCUCUGGAAAAUGAUUGCGAAAUGGAAUUGGUAAAUUUUGACAAUCCACUGGCGAAAGAAGUGCUAUGGCACAGCUCAGCUCAUGUAUUGGGAUCGGCUUUGGAAAUAGUUCACGGGUGUUUAUUGAACAGUGGUCCAGCCACCAAUAAUGGUUUCUUUUAUGACAUUUAUAACAACGACAAACUUAUCUCAGAGAAAGAUUUCCCCAUAAUCGACAAACAAAUCAAGAAGACUCUUCGCCAUAAAAUUCCAUUCGAAAGAAUCGAUGUGUCGAAGGUCAAUUUACUUGAAUUGUUCAAAUACAACGAAUUCAAGUUGCGAAUUAUUCGGGAACAAAUCGCCGAACGAGGAACGGUUUAUCGAUGCGGGACAUUGAUUGAUUUAUGUACUGGUCCGCACGUUAAACACACAGGAGUGAUAAAAAUGUUUAAAAUUCUGAGUAGUAAUUUGGUCGUGACAAAAGAUGAUACAAAACUAAAUCGGAUUAGUGGAAUUGCAUUCCCUCGGGAUGAAGAUUUCAAACAAUGGGCACUUGACCAAGAGGCUGCUGCGAAACGUGAUCAUCGCAAAAUUGGCCGUAGCCAAGAUUUGUUCUUUUUCCAUGAAUCAUCACCAGGCUCAUGCUUCUUUCAGCCAAAAGGCGCCCACAUUUACAACACACUAUUGAACUUCAUCAAAGACGAGUACCGAAAAAGGGGAAUCCAAGAAGUAAUAACGCCGAACAUUUUUAAAUCACAUUUAUGGAAAGUGUCUGGCCACUGGGAUCAUUAUGCUGAAAAUAUUUUUUCAUUUAAAACGCGAGACAAAGACGAAUUCGUGCUAAAACCCAUGAAUUGUCCAGGUCAUUGCUUGAUGUUUGCACACAAAAUUAGAUCUUAUCGUGACCUACCGUUACGAUUUGCUGAUUUUGGUGUUCUGCAUCGAGAUGAACCAACCGGUGGAUUAACCGGACUAACGAGAGUCAGACGAUUUCAACAAGACGACGCCCACAUAUUUUGCGAAGCCGAUCAAAUCCAAAGUGAGAUUGAUUCAUGCUUGGAAUUUUUGUCACAUAUUUACGGAACAUUCGGAUUUGAAUUCAGUUUGGUGCUUUCAACGCGACCCGAUAGCUAUCUCGGUGACUUGGAUGUAUGGAAUCGUGCUGAGUUGGCAUUGGAAAGUUCUCUAAACAAAUUUGGUAAACCGUGGAAACUGAACGCCGGUGACGGUGCAUUUUAUGGUCCAAAAAUUGAUAUCACAAUUACUGAUGCUCUGAAACGAGCACACCAAUGCGGUACCAUUCAGCUGGAUUUUCUACUGCCGCAGCGAUUCGAACUGACCUACGACAGCGAAAAUGACGUAAAAAAUACACCAGUUAUGAUUCACCGCGCUAUUUUUGGGUCAUUGGAACGAUUCAUCGCCAUUUUAAUCGAACAUUUUGGUGGUCGACUACCAUUCUUUAUAUCACCAAAUCAAAUUAUGGUUGUACCAGUUCAUUCAAUCUUCGAUGAAUAUGCAAAAACGAUUAGGAACAAAUUGCACGAAGCCAAUUUUUGCGUUGACGCUGAUUUUAAUCCACAAUUAACAAUGAAAAAGAAAGUUCGUAAUGCUCAGGUCGGACAAUACAAUUUUAUUUUGGUGGUAGGCGAACAGGAAGCUAACACAAAUCUGGUCAAUGUUCGAACUAGGGAUGGAACAGUCCACGGUCAAAUCGAUGUCGAUGAACUUAUUGUUAGGCUACACAAAUUAAGUAGGGAUUUCAAAUUGAACGACAACAAUUUUUGAAAUGAAAGAUUGCAUUACGAAUAAUGGCUAUUAAAUAUUUAAAUGGUAGCUUGUGUAUGUAAUUUUUAGAUUAAACAACGUCAAAAGUAAUAAAAUUGAAUGGAGCAUUUCCAUUAUGGAAACGUAACGAAA
Molecule: messenger RNA, 2347 nt
Organism: Sitodiplosis mosellana (orange wheat blossom midge)
Lineage: Eukaryota; Metazoa; Arthropoda; Insecta; Diptera; Cecidomyiidae
Product: threonine--tRNA ligase 1, cytoplasmic-like
Exons: 4
Coding region: 71-2215 (714 amino acids)
Biological process (GO): threonyl-tRNA aminoacylation
Cellular component (GO): cytoplasm
Molecular function (GO): threonine-tRNA ligase activity; ATP binding
Source: RefSeq, a predicted model, not a curated record